This is a messenger RNA of Penicillium diatomitis, 1899 nucleotides long. RefSeq lists its product as uncharacterized. NCBI's taxonomy places the organism in Eukaryota, Fungi, Ascomycota, Eurotiomycetes, Eurotiales, Aspergillaceae. Bases 1 to 1899 code for a protein of 632 amino acids. The transcript has 2 exons. The record is from RefSeq and is a predicted model, not a curated record.
AUGUCGUCGGGCUCGAAUUCUGGCUCCAUCGCGGGCGAAACGUCGCCACGCAAGAAACGGCGUUUCACCGACGGAGGGCUCGCGGAUACACUGAAAAUUGAGGAUUACCUCUACAGUAUCGACGCGCACCGAGCCACUACGGCACCCUUUCCCUUGCCGUUCCCGCUAAAGCGGGAAUCUGCCCCCGGCGUCUUGCGAGACCAGUUUUGGGCAAACCGGGACGCCUUCAAAGAGAUCUUGGCCAAGGAAGGCUUCAAUGACAAUCGUGACCUGUUUCCCGUCAACGUGUCAAAGCCUGGCUACCUGGGAGGCCAUCCCCCCGCCCGACUGUCAUGGUUGAAUCUCGCGCCAUUACGGGACCAUCUAAAACGGUUCCUUGUCGCCAAAGAAAUUUCAGCCGAUGUCGAGGUUGUCAAUGUCGACUACUGUUACCAGCCGGGUUGGUUCGCUAUCUCACCAUCCCACCCGGCCGUCGACGUUUACAAAAAAAUCAAACCCCGGCUGCUGCAGCGGCUCCGCACGGAGAUUCCUUUCGACUGGACAUCCCUCACCCUCGUUCUUCUCGGUCGAGAGCGGCUCACUGCCUCGCCGAGCAUCAUCAUCACCGUCAACCAGCAGAGUUCCCAUAGCUGGUUUGACCUAGUGAACUGGGUUCGCUCAUUGAUCUCUGAGAACAGUCCGUCCGGCCUUUCUAUCAAGGUUGACUUUAUCCCGGGGCGCUUCGAUUCAUCCCCAGAGCGCUCCACUUCGUCGCAAGACGAAUACACGGCUGAUGGGCGUUCCCAGUUCCGGUCGUGUGGGACUGACGGGCUUUCUCACCUUGGCUUAUCGAUUGGCGAGUCAGGCCAAACAAGAGCAGGCACAAUGGGGGCAUUGGUGAUGGUUACCCAUAACGGCCAGACCUACAAGUGUGGUAUCACUAACCACCACGUUGUGCAACCCACAGUCUCAAAGAACGACGUCGACAGACGCGCAAACCAGUUCGGUGUGCCGAUUUCCAACUUCGACAAGUUGAGCUCCCGCAUGGAAUUCUUUGCCUCCAUGGAUGUUGCAGCGACUCGCCGCCUCGUUGAUGCAGACUUGGCAGAAGCUAUUGUGGAGCUCGAGAACUUGGAGGAAACGGCGCUCGGGGCCGAGCUGAAGCACGGAGAGGUAGCCCAGAGCAUCCAAUACAGGUUGGAGAUUGCGAAAGACGACCAUGCACGCCUUACCGAGCAGCGUGACUUUCUCUCGCAAUUACCGCGACCCUUGGGUAACGUUCUCUGCUCAAGCGGUCAAGGAGUCUGGGGUGGCCGCGUACAAGACUGGGCCCUGAUCGAACUGGGGGAAGAGUCUCUCGCUUCGAUGGCACCGACAAUUGACAUGGGUGAAAUCUGGCGUUUGAUAGACAAGGGGUCACCUACCCCUCGCCUGAACCUCGCAGUUAUCGAUAGAGACGCAAACCGGAACAGCUUCCCGGAAAAACGGUUCAGCAAAAUCGUUCCGGGGAAGUGGUACACUCGUAUUGGGCGGUCUUCGGUGAAAUCAGGAAUCGCCAAUGGUGUCCAUGUCUGUUUAAAUUGGGCUGGGAAUGACAACAUCCAAUACGAUCUAUCGGGCGCCCAAGUUGCUAUGGACCAAAGCGAUACUGAGGAACAUUUGAUCAUCGCACAGACCGAUGAAACUUCGCCCAUGUCAAUUAAGUUUGGCGAUCCUGGGGAUUCUGGGUCUGUGGUCCUCGAUGAAUUCGGGACCAUCUGCGGGCUUUACUACGGAAAUGUCACACGUUGGGCGGGACCCGACCACGAGAUUGAGGGAAAUGCUGGUCUGGCGAUGUCCAUGGACGACCUCGAGGAGGGGGGUGAAAAGGAAAUUUGGUCAAGAUAUUGUCUUGAGUCCUGCCUACUAAAGACACCUUGA